UGGCGAUCGUGGGCGGCACCCCCUCUGCCCUGCCGAAUCCGACCCGCCACGAGCCCGCCAUGUGGGUGGUUCCAACGCCCACGGACAUCACGCCGUCCGCCUACUGGGAGGCUCUCAAAGAAAACGAGCUCUUCAUACUGCAGAAGCUCAAGGAGCAGUCAAACGGAGCCCUGUGGAAAUCGGUCUUAUCGACCAUCCAGAAUGUGUUCGACACCAAGCAGCCUCCGUUCCGAAUCAUCCUUCGGAGUGCUGAGAGUAGCGACACUGGCUAUCUUGUAGCCACGGCCGACACGCUGAAGCUUAUCGAGCAAGAUUGGGCCUGGGUCGUUGCUACGCUCAUGCCCGAGCUUGCUGAGCUCGAGGAUCCUCUCGACAAGGAAGCCUUUGCUGUCUCCAAGUUCCAGUCACUCAUCACAAACACAGAGCAAGACACGGACGAAAAAUCAACCGAUGCCAAGUUCCGGGCAGCCUCGAGGGCUUGGCGGCAAACCUUCCGUCUGCCGGAAUCCGAGCGCUUGGUCAACUUCUAUUCAUGUGCGUACCACAAGAAGCUGACCAACCAAGGCUGGAUGUACGUCUCCAUGUCCUACAUUUGCUUCUACUCGUUCAUCUUUGGGGUUGAAACCAAGGUUGUUAUUGAGCUCAAGAGCAUCGAGGAGCUAUCGAAAGAUACCUCAAGGCGGGGUGUCUUUUCUGACGCCAUCAAGAUUGUGACCAAGAACAAACAGGAGCACUAUUUCUCCAAUCUUUUCAACCGCGAUGAAACCUUUGAACUGCUUGAGCAUGUGACCAAUCUUGCCAUGCACCGUCUUCUCAAGAGCACUACAACCGAUCCUGCCCCUGGAUUAUCCUGGGAAGCUGCCGAUGACAGCUCGCAGCUGCUACCAUCCAAUAUGGGCGCCCCUCCCGGCUCAUCGCAGCCUUUGAAGCAGAGCCUCAGUGCCCAAAAGCGCAACCAAAAGUUCCAGGCUAUGUUUAAUCUUCCGCCAGAUGAGCAGCUGCUUUCAGAAAUUCAGGGUAGCUGCACGAUCCCAGGAGUUCAAACUACGCUUUCAGGCCAGAUCUACCUUUCGGAAAUGUUCUUGUGCUUCCAAACCACGACCAAAAACCAGUGCCAGCUCGUCAUCCCUUUCUACGCAAUCAAGCGAGUCGAGCGCAUCAGCUCACAGACCUCGACGAUUGCAAUCACCCUUUGGCAUAAGCUCAAGCUUCUCUUCCAGAUGGCCAGCGACAAGAAAAGCUCGGACGCCUUCUGCGACAUCCUCAAGGAGAAGCUCCAGUAUCAUGUCCAUCUCAUGAAGCUCCUGAAGCCCUUUUUGCUCACAUGUUCUUCCGAGGAUCUGAUCAACAAUCGCGAGAUUGUCCGUGGUGGCCUUGGUCUCAAAUUUGGCUACGUCGAGCUGAAAAAGGUCAAGGAACGGAACAAGAUCAAAUUCUGGCUCGCAUACUUCAAUGAGUUCGGCCGCAAUUUGACCCUCAUCCGCCUUCCGACGUUCAUCAAGUUGGUUCGGGUCGGACUUCCCAAUACACUCCGAGGCGAAAUCUGGGAGGUCUCGAGUGGAGCAAUCUACAAAAGAUAUAUCAACAAUGGCUACUACGAGCGCCUGCACGAAGAAAAUGCCGGGCGAACAUCCAUUUCGACGGAAGAGAUUGAGAAGGACUUGAACAGGAGUCUACCCGAGUACAGUGGGUACCAAAAUGAGGAAGGAAUCAGCGCCCUGCGUCGAACGCUCUAUGCGUACUCGUUCCACGACCCCGAACUUGGAUACUGUCAAGCUAUGAACAUUGUCGCCAGUGUGCUUCUCAUCUAUUUGACCGAGGAGCAGGCGUUCUGGGUUCUCACGGUGCUUUGCGAUAGCUUUUUGCCUGGGUACUAUAGCGUCAACAUGGUCGGCGCCGUGGUCGACAAUCAGGUGUUCGAAACACUGGCUGCAAAGUACAUGCCAAUGCUUGCCCAGCAUUUGAAAAAGUACGAGAUUCAACUCUCGGUGGCGUGUCUGCCCUGGUUCUUGAGCCUGUACAUCAACUCGCUCCCGCUCCCGUUCGUACUGAGGAUCCUGGAUUGCUUUUUCAUGGAAGGUCCCAAGGUUCUCUUCCAGAUCGGCUUGGCUAUCCUCAAGACCAACGGUGAUGCGCUCCUCAAAGCUCGCGACGAAGGGGAACUCAUCAAUGUGUUCAAAGGCUACUUUGCUCAGCUUGGCGAAGUCGUGGCAUCAUCCGACGGAUCCGCAAAGUCGAUGACCAAGUUCAGCCACCUGAUACAGACGGCGUACCGAGAGUUCCAGAUGAUCACCCAUGACAUGAUCGUCGAUCUUCGCAAGACCCAUCACCUCAAAGUCGUUCACGGGUUGGAUCUCUACGCCAAGCGGAGUGUCAUUCGCAAUCUCAACUCGACCUCCAGAUUCACCAAGGACGAACUCCUGUUUUUGUGUGAUCAGUACUAUUCCAUCCAGUACUACGAGACACAGCAAUCUCAAAAAUCGAGCGAUCGUCUUGAUCCUAAUCAGUUUUGCCAGUACCUCGGUCAGGUCGCCGCCUGGGCCGCCAACCUGGAAGAGGCACAGUAUCGCGACCGGCCCCUGGUCGGAAAGGCAUUCAUGACCAGCAUGUUUCACAGGCUUUUCGACCGCAACGGCGAUGGGUUUGUUGAUUUUCAAGAUAUUGUGAUUGGCCUUGGAAAGAUUAUCCACUCGGAUCUGAUGGGGAGGAUCGAUCUGUUCUUUGCGAUCCACGACGACGACGGCGACAAUGUCAUCUCCAAAGAACAAAUCAUCCACCUUUCCGAGUCAUUGCUCUUCCUCUUCCGUCUCGAGGAAGGCGACACUCAUCUCAACUCCGUCUCCAAUCUGCUGAACGUUGCUUUUCAACUCAACGCUGAUGCCGCCAACUCUGAGACACCGCUUUCGGAGACCAACUUCUCGAUUCCCAUUUCGACGUUUCGGGAGCUUAUCUUGGGCGAUACCCUCCUUACGGACUAUUUUGAUACAGGCUUUGCCCAGACCUUUGUCCUCCACGAAACCACAAAGACCACCGUCGAAGUCACUCGGGCGGUAGGAAAGGAAAUGAUGGAGGCUCUGUGGAAGGGUGGUCUCCAGUGGACAACCCGAACCCGGGGCCGUUCGAAGAAAGCCAGAGGCGCAGCGAGCGCUGCCGCUGCUGCAGGCUCAGAGAGCACGGCUGGCUCCAAAGACGCCGAUGCAGCUCCCGCCGCUACAGACGCUACCGACGCUACCGAUGCUCAGAAGCCCGACGCCGCUGGUGAAGGCGAUGAAGACGAAGAAGAGGAAGACGACGAGGACGACGAGGACGAGGAAUAUGAGCACGGCGAUCUGUUUGCAGAGGCCGAGAAACUCAUUGUCGAGAUCAACAGUAGCCCGAUGCCGAGCCGUUCUGCAUCUCCAACGCAGAAGGUGAUUGACAACAUCAACAAUAGCCCUAUGCCGAGCCGACCUUCCAGCCCCACACAGCAAUUCUUGGAAGACAUCAACAGCGCAAGCGUCCCUGCCAAGGAAGAUAAGGACGCGUAGUAGUUGUGUCAGAGUCGGUGCGACUGAUCAUGCGAACGCCCUCGGCCGUGUCGAAGCCAAUCUGCUUUGAGAUCGGAGGCUGUUGGUCUGUUGUCUAAAUAUACUGGUCAUACAAUGAAA
Molecule: messenger RNA, 3647 nt
Organism: Polychytrium aggregatum
Lineage: Eukaryota; Fungi; Chytridiomycota; Chytridiomycetes; Polychytriales
Product: rab-GTPase-TBC domain-containing protein
Exons: 19
Coding region: 60-3527 (1155 amino acids)
Molecular function (GO): calcium ion binding
Source: RefSeq, a predicted model, not a curated record